Molecule: messenger RNA, 2832 nt
Organism: Sesamum indicum (sesame)
Lineage: Eukaryota; Viridiplantae; Streptophyta; Magnoliopsida; Lamiales; Pedaliaceae
Source: RefSeq, a predicted model, not a curated record
AAAUCGAAUUCAUAAUCUCAUCAAAUCAUUUCAAGAUAUUUCUCUCCCCUUCUUUCCAUUCUUACUGCUUACAGUAAAGAAACUCUCAACUCUCCAAUGGCGGCUCAUUCAAACAGAUCUCCGUCCCCUCUUUCUUCAAGGCCCAUUAACCCGAAUCCAAGAAAUUCAGAGAGCAACUCAGGAGCCCGCAGAAGUUUCAGUGGGGCAAACCCUUUUCCCAAACCCUCGGUUCUGACAAAUCCCAGACGAUUCGAUCCCAUCACUCCCGCCAAUAGCCCAUCAGAUUUUGCGAGAAGACGUUCUGUGAGUAAAGAAGUCACGGGUUCUUACCUGAAAGAUUGUGAAGAAAAGGAGAAUGAUGAGAAAGAUCACACUUUGAAAGCUUCGAGACUCCACUCCCCGGCGAAGGGUUCUAAGAACUUCAUGUCUCCAACUAUUUCUGCAGCCUCAAAGUUCACUCCAUCUCCCAGAAAGAAAGUGUUGGUGGAGAGAAACGACCCUGUUCGGACCUCAAUCUCGUUGUCUGAUGGAAAAGCCAUGUUUUUCUCUACCAUGUAUUCUAACGUCUCUGAAGAUUUGGAGUCAAAAUCUGAAGCGGGCUAUGAUCAAAGCCACAAAACUGAAAGUACUUUGGACUUAAAUGUUGCUGAGUUGGAGAAAAAGAAAGCUGUUCAGGAAGUUCCUCCAAUUUCCAGGCCUUCAAAAAGAGUGUCCUUUUCAGAUGUUCCUUCAGAUUCUCAUGAAUCAUUAUCGGAAUCAGUAGUUACUGAUUCAGAUAAUUUGAUACUGGAGUCAGGUUUAAGGAACAAGGAUUCUUGUUCGCCCCUUUCCCUGUCAACAGCCAUGCUUGAUGCCGAUCCAUCCUUGCCUCCUUAUGAUCCAAAAACCAAUUACUUGUCUCCAAGACCUCAAUUUCUUCAUUACAAACCAAAUCCCAGAAUUGAAAUUCUCUUGAACAAAGAAAAGGGCCUGGAUCCAGAUGAAUUGAAGCGCCUGGACGAUAGCUUUACGGCAGAAAUCAUGUCUGAAACCUAUUCAGACUCUGAGGGUACAGAGGAGUCUCAGACUGAAGAUUCCCAGAAGGAAGAACUUGAGGUUACUGCUUCGGCAGAUAUGGUAAUAGGUGUAGAAGAAACAGAAGAGGAUCCUCAUGUUUCUGAACCUCCUGAAUCAUUACCGGUUGGUACAACCGUCACCGAUGAAAUAUCUGAGGAGAAUUCAGUUCAGAAGAUUGAAAAGAAACCAUGCUCCCUCACGAGGUUGAUGUGUUUUUCUAUUCUUAUGAUGUUCUUAAUGGCAUGUUUAUCAAUCUCCAUCACCCAUUCUCCGGCAUUUGAUAACGUUGUCCUUCAAGAUUUGAGCUUAUCUGAUCUGACUAACUUCUACCACCAAUCAAGAUUUGCUGCCUAUGCCAAAGUAAAUUUUGACUGGGUUGCUAGGCAUGUUAAUCAGUUCUCAGCCAAUUCUAUGUCUUUCAUCUCUAAGCUGGCUAACGAGCGUGGCAAAGGAGGAAAAAGUCCACUGCAAUUUAUGGACCUCUCUGACCUGCAAAAGAGUUCUUUGAGUUGGGGAUAUAAUGAGGCCAGCAAUGAAAUGGUCGAGGACCUUGAAGGAGAGGAGUUGGAGGAAAUGGAAACUGAAAUGGAGGCAUUUGAAGAGGAAGUCGCAUAUCCAGAAGUUGAUUCUGAUGAGAACUUUGAGAUGGAAGUUGACACACAAGAAGAAGCCUUAGAAACUGAAGAAGUUAUACCUGAUUCUGUACAGCUUACUGAAAUGGAGUCUGAAAAUGCAGACGACGUUCAGAGUCAAAGAGAAGCCAUCUCCACUACCAAUACUGUGCAACAGACUGAUGAGAACUAUGAAAAUCAGCUAGAAGAUCAUCAGUUAGCCACUAUUACGCAAGAUCAAGAAAGUGGACUUGAAACUGCAGCUGAAGUUGCAUCUAAUACAGCUGAAACUGAGAAAUCCCAUUCAGAUGUGAUCAGUCUUGGCCCUUAUGCCUGUGCUGCUGAUAUUACCUCGUUCGAAGAAAAGAACCCAUCAGAUGUGAAAUCGUUAAGUGAAGAAUCCCAAAGUUCGAUAACAUUGGAGUCGCCGCAAUCAUCAGAACACAAAGCUCCAGCAUAUUAUGCCAUGGGGAUUUCUUCCCUCUUUGCCGCUUUGUUGGCAGUUGCAGCCUUCACAUUCCAGUACAUGAAACCUCCCAGUUCUUCCAAUGUUGUACAAGCCAUAGGUCCAUUGUCGAGUAAGCAGAAAGAUAAUGGAUUUACUCGCACUAACCACAUCUACCAGGAGAAGUCAUUCUCAGGGAAUUGGCAAACAGAAGUAGAUGAGAUAGGUGAAUCCUCCUGUCCUUCGGAGAUGAGCAGCUUCCAAAAGAGUGCAUCGUAUAGCAAGAAAGAGCUUGGAGGAGGAGGAGCAAGUGAAGCGCAAAGCACAGAGAGGAGGACACGGAAAUACAACAAAAGAGAGUCAUUGGCUUCUUCUCUAUCAGAGUAUUCUUCGGACUCACCUUCAUAUGGAAGCUUCACCACUCUUGAGAGGAUCCCAAUCAAAAAUGCUAAUGGAGAUGAGGAAAUUGUUACCCCCGUCAGGCGCUCAAGCAGAAUUAGGAAGCAGGUCACUUCUCCAUGACGAUGCUUGAUACUGACACGGUCACAGGGAGUAAAAGUAGCUGCACAUCUCUGAUGUAUAUUUGACUUAACUUAGUAUCUAGUUGCUGCAGGUUUUGAAACAUCGAUGUCCGAGAGAUUAGAUUCCGUUGUUUGACAUUAUCUGUUAUUUGCGGGUUUUCAAAUGCCUACCCUUAAGGCCUUUUUUCCUUGUGCUAAA